This is a messenger RNA of Schistocerca serialis cubense, 448 nucleotides long. Its product is annotated as cyclic pyranopterin monophosphate synthase-like. The transcript has a single exon. Bases 1 to 435 code for a protein of 144 amino acids. The record is from RefSeq and is a predicted model, not a curated record. Gene Ontology annotation, biological process: Mo-molybdopterin cofactor biosynthetic process. NCBI's taxonomy places the organism in Eukaryota, Metazoa, Arthropoda, Insecta, Orthoptera, Acrididae.
AUGGUCGACGUGGGUUCGAAGCUGGUGGCAGAAUGGACUGCUACAGCACGAGCAAAGGUUUUUGUGGCACCCGAACUGAUGAAACUCGUACGAGAAAAUGGCCUGAAGAAAGGUGACAUACUUAGCGUUGCUCGCCUGGCGGGAAUUGUGGGGGCCAAGCAGACGUCCAGCCUUAUCCCUCUGUGUCAUAACAUAUCUUUAUCCUCUGUGGCUGUGGACAUUGAACUGGACUCUGUUCUCAACUGUGUGAUUAUAACUGGCAUGGCAAAGUGUAGAGGGCAGACGGGCGUGGAGAUGGAAGCUCUCACUGCUGUAUCGGUGUCUGCCUUAACAGUGUACGAUAUGUGCAAAGCUGUGAGUCAUGACAUUGUGAUAUCUGAAAUAAUGCUUCUGGCCAAAAGUGGGGGAACUAGAGGAGACUUCCACCGGACAUGAGCAUCUGUGUGGG